GUGUCGCAUGUGCGUGUGGUGCAUAAGGUAGGUGCUCUCGCGUAUAAGGACCCCGUCCGUAUGCAUUGCAAGACAGACAUACAUACAUACAUGUCCUUACGUAUCGAUGGACGACGGAUGAAUGGAUAAACAGGCCUGCCUGAUGGAUUAUACAUACAAAACGUCCCGUCCCUUCCCAUGUCCCGUUCCCCCCGGUCAAUCAGAUCACAACACCAAUACCGUCUUGACAGUGUCAUAGUAUAGCACAUCCCAUGCGCAUCGCAUAUAUCGAUCACAUCCUCAGCCAAUUGAUGUACACAUCUACGUAUGUAUGUGUGGGGACGUACGUGUGCAUCAGCCAGCAAUAGGCAGGCAGGCAAGCGCCGCCCUUUGGCGUGCUGCGUACAUUCAAUCAUGCAGGCAGGCAGGCAGCCACUUAUCCUAUGAAUCCAGAUGAAUACUGAAGACACGCAGGGGAGGGAGAGGGCCGAUCACUCACAAGACUACAAAACCUCUGUGUGUACAUAAAAGCGCAAGCAUCUCGUCGGCGCACACAAACGUCCCGCUCCCCGGUUCACGGGGUAGGUGGUGCCAGCACGGGCAGCGUGUCACUGAUGCCGACGUCAACGCCCUCGAUGUCGAUAGCCGGGCUGGGGACGCACUCGCCCGUGUGCUCGAACACCACCAGCUGGUACUCACACGGCCCCUCGACGCAGAAGGCCACGAUGUCAAGGCCGUAGCUGCCAUCGAUCUGAGAGGUGUCAACGAUGACCACGUCCUCGAACGUGUCCACCUCACCGUCUGAUUCAUUUUCUGACAGGACCUCCGUUCUGAGGCAACACAGCACGUACGAGCAGAGGGAAUGGUAUGCAUAAUCGGUUGGUUCUGCUGGUCCGCGCAUACAUACCCGGUGAAGUAGUCCGUCACACUCAGGUCGCUGUUGCCAACGCCCGUUGAAUCAAGGGCCACAACAAAGAAGUCCGCCACGUCAGCGCUAUCGAAAUAACUGCCCCACCGCCCAUCACGCAGCAGACACACACAUCCACAGGUACAGGUUGAGAUUCGAGUCAACCAACUCUCUCUGCCACACGUACGUACAAGCUAAAGAUCUCGCCAAAGCCCUCGUCCACCUGUCUGUCGCCGCUGAUGGUUCGUCUCCCGCCGGGACAGGGGACCUGCUCCGGCAGCGUGUCGUUCCCCUGGCGAGACGGCGUGCCGUCCACAUUGUCCUUCAGGUUUACUCUGUUUUUCUGGCUGUGCAGCAGGCCUUCGAGGUCAUUCAGCACUUUGCGCAGGUCGCGCAAGAGCUUCAGUUGGGUCGUCUCGCCGAACGCCCUUGUGCCCUUCAUCGUCAAAACGAAUCUCGGCUUGCCUUCCUCGGCAGCAUCGCCGGCCAUGAUCUGAGCCACCGGUGCGGCAGUCGCCGCAAGCAUCAGCAGGAUGCUUCCUGUGUGCAUGAUCAGUGCGG
This is a messenger RNA of Vitrella brassicaformis, 1447 nucleotides long. NCBI's taxonomy places the organism in Eukaryota, Vitrellaceae. The record is from the annotation of a GenBank genome assembly.